AUGGCAGAUGACGAAGAAUAUGAGGAGGUGGUGGAGUACUACACAGAAGAGACGAUUUAUGAAGAGGUGCCGGGAGAGACAAUAACUGAAGUCUAUGAAACUACGACGACAAGGACAAUAUCUGACUAUGAGCAAUCAGAACCUUCCAAACCAGCACUGGCACAGCCGGAACCGGGAAAGCCAGUGGAGAGGAAGAAGGUCAUCCGGAAAAAAGUGGACUCUUCAAAGUUCAUGACCCCCUACAUUGCACACAGUCAGAAAAUGCAGAAUCUUUUUAGCCCAAAUAAGUACAAAGAAAACUAUGAGAAAGCAAAAGGACAGCCAUAUGCCAGUACAACCGAUACCCCAGAACUUCGCAGGAUCAAGAAAGUACAGGAUCAGCUGAGUGAGGUUAAGUAUCGAAUGGAUGGCGAUGUUGCUAAAACUAUCUGUCACGUUGACGAAAAAGCCAAGGAUAUUGAACAUGCAAAGAAAGUCUCGCAGCAAGUCAGCAAGGUUUUAUACAAGCAGAACUGGGAAGACACCAAGGAUAAGUACCUGCUUCCCCCUGAUGCCCCUGAACUUGUACAGGCCGUUAAAAAUACAGCCAUGUUCAGUAAGAAACUGUACACUGAAGACUGGGAGGCAGACAAAAGCUUGUUUUACCCAUAUAAUGAUAGCCCGGAACUGAGAAGGGUUGCCCAAGCUCAGAAAGCUCUCAGUGACAUUGCCUACAAAAAAGGUCUUGCUGAACAGCAGUCUCAGUUUACACCUCUGCCCGACCCUCCAGAUAUAGAAUUUGCCAAGAAAGUAACUAAUCAAGUGAGCAAGCAAAAAUACAAAGAAGACUAUGAAAAUAAAAUAAAAGGAAAAUGGAGCGAGACACCUUGCUUUGAAAUUGCAAAUGCCAGGAUGAAUGCUGACAACAUCAGCACUAGAAAAUACCAGGAAGAGUUUGAGAACAUGAAAGAUCAGAUCUACUUCAUGCAAACAGAAACUCCAGAAUACAAAGUAAACAAACAAGCUGGUGUGGCAGCUAGCAAGGUAAAAUACAAAGAAGACUAUGAAAAGAAUAAAGCAAAAGCAGAUUAUAAUGUACUUCCUGCUUCAGAGAACCCGCUGCUCAGGCAGCUGAAGGCGGCAGGAAAUGCCCUAAGUGAUAAACUGUACAAGGAAAACUAUGAAAAGACAAAGGCAAAGAGCAUAAAUUACUGUGAGACCCCCAAAUUUCAGCUUGAUUCAGUCCUCCAGAACUUCAGCAGUGAUACUAAAUAUAAAGAUUCCUACUUAAAGAAUAUUUUGGGACAUUAUGUAGGCAGUUUUGAGGAUCCAUAUCAUUCACACUGCAUGAAAGUCACAGCUCAAAACAGUGAUAAAAACUACAAGGCAGAAUACGAAGAGGACAGAGGCAAAGGCUUCUUCCCCCAGACCAUAACUCAAGAAUAUGAAGCAAUCAAGAAACUGGAUCAAUGUAAAGAUCAUACCUACAAAGUCCAUCCAGACAAGACCAAAUUCACGCAAGUUACUGACUCUCCUGUUCUGGUGCAAGCCCAAGUCAAUUCCAAACAACUGAGUGAUCUAAAUUACAAAGCAAAACAUGAAAGUGAGAAGUUCAAGUGCCAUAUACCUCCUGACACUCCUGCCCUGAUCCAGCACAAAGUGAAUGCAUAUAACCUGAGUGAUAACGUUUACAAACAAGACUGGGAGAAAAGCAAAGCCAAGAAGUUUGACAUUAAAGUGGACGCCAUUCCCCUGCUGGCAGCCAAGGCCAACAGCAAGAACGCUAGCGAUGUGAUGUACAAGAAGGACUAUGAGAAAAACAAAGGGAAGAUGAUCGGGGCCCUCAGCAUUAACGACGAUCCCAAGAUUCUGCACUCCUUGAAGACGGCCAAGAACCAGAGCGAUAGACUAUAUAAGGAAAACUAUGAGAAGACCAAGGCAAAGAGCAUGAAUUACUGUGAGACCCCUAAAUAUCAACUUGAUACUCUGCUGAAGAACUUUAGUGAGGCUAAAUACAAGGAUUCAUACGUAAAGAAUAUGUUGGGACAUUAUUUAGGCAGCUUUGAGGAUCCUUAUCAAACACACUGCAUGAAAGUUUCAGCUCAAAACAGUGACAAAAAUUACAAAGCAGAAUAUGAAGAAGAUAAAGGGAAAUGCUACUUUCCUCAGACAAUAACACAAGAAUAUGAAGCAAUCAAGAAGCUAGACCAGUGUAAAGAUCAUACCUACAAAGUUCAUCCAGAUAAGACCAAAUUCACGGCAGUCACUGAUACUCCUGUGCUGUUGCAAGCCCAGCUCAACACGAAACAGCUCAGCGAUCUGAAUUACAAAGCAAAGCAUGAAGGGGAGAAGUUCAAGUGCCACGUGCCAGCAGAUGCUCCAGAGUUCAUCCAGCAUAGAGUCAAUGCCUAUAAUCUGAGCGAUAACGUUUACAAACAAGACUGGGAGAAAAGCAAAGCCAAGAAGUUUGACAUUAAAGUGGACGCCAUUCCCCUGCUGGCAGCCAAGGCCAACAGCAAGAACGCUAGCGAUGUGAUGUACAAGAAGGACUAUGAGAAAAACAAAGGGAAGAUGAUCGGGGCCCUCAGCAUUAACGACGAUCCCAAGAUUCUGCACUCCUUGAAGACGGCCAAGAACCAGAGCGAUCGUGAAUAUCGGAAAGACUAUGAAAAGUCAAAAACCGUGUACACGGCACCGCUUGAUAUGCUCCAAGUCACUCAGGCUAAGAAAUCCCAGGCAAUUGCCAGUGACGUGGACUACAAGCACCUCUUACACAAUUACAGCUACCCACCCGACAGCAUCAAUGUAGACCUCGCCAAGAAGGCCUAUGCGCUGCAGAGUGAUGUUGAAUACAAAGCUGACUACAACAGCUGGAUGAAAGGCUGUGGCUGGGUGCCUUUUGGAUCUUUAGAAAUGGAAAAGGCCAAGCGAGCUUCAGACAUCCUUAAUGAGAAAAAAUACCGGCAACAUCCAGAUACACUCAAGUUUACGUCGAUUGAAGAUGCUCCAAUUACAGUACAGUCUAAAAUUAACCAGGCCCAAAGGAGUGAUAUCGUUUACAAAGCCAAAGGAGAGGAAAUUCUCCACAAAUACAACCUGCCGGCUGAUCUGCCUCAGUUCAUUCAAGCUAAAGUGAAUGCCUACAACAUCAGCGAGAAUAUGUACAAAGCAGACCUGAAAGACUUGAGCAAGAAGGGCUAUGACCUAAGAACCGAUGCGAUUCCCAUCAAAGCCGCCAAAGCUGCCAGGCAGGCGGCGAGUGACGUUCAGUACAAAAAGGAUUAUGAAAAAGCUAAAGGGAAAAUGGUGGGCUUCCAAAGUCUCCAAGAUGAUCCUAAACUGGUUCAUUACAUGAAUGUUGCCAAGAUACAGUCAGACCGGGAGUAUAAAAAAGACUAUGAGAAGACAAAGACCAAAUACAACACACCCCAUGACAUGUUCAAUGUUGUGGCAGCCAAGAAAGCUCAAGAUGUAGUCAGCAAUGUCAAUUAUAAACAUGCUCUGCACCAUUACACCUACCUGCCGGAUGCCAUGGACCUGGAGUUGUCUAAAAACAUGAUGCAAAUACAGAGCGAUAAUGCCUACAAGGAAGACUACAAUACCUGGAUGAAAGGCAUUGGCUGGAUACCCAUUGGCAGUCUCGACGUAGAAAAAGUUAAAAAGGCGGGUGAUGCCCUGAAUGAAAAGAAGUACAGGCAACACCCAGACACCCUCAAAUUUACCAGCAUCGUGGACUCCCCAGUUAUGGUCCAGGCAAAACAGAAUACACAGCAAGUCAGUGAUAUCUUAUACAAAGCUAAAGGAGAAGAUGUGAAACACAAAUACACCAUCAGUCCUGAUCUUCCUCAAUUUCUCCAAGCCAAGUGCAAUGCUUACAAUAUAAGUGAUGUCUGUUACAAACGGGACUGGCAUGAUUUAAUAGCCAAGGGCAACAAUGUCCUGGGCGAUGCCAUUCCUAUCACUGCGGCCAAGUCAUCAAGAAACAUUGCCAGUGAUUAUAAAUACAAAGAAGCUUAUGAGAAGUCAAAGGGAAAGCAUGUGGGCUUUAGAAGCCUACAGGAUGACCCCAAACUGGUCCACUACAUGAAUGUGGCGAAACUGCAGUCUGAUCGUGAAUACAAGAAGAACUAUGAGAACACCAAAACCAGCUACCAUACCCCUGGGGACAUGGUUAGCAUUACAGCUGCAAAGAUGGCCCAGGAUGUUGCCACCAAUGUCAACUACAAGCAGCCAAUACAUCAUUACACAUACCUGCCUGACGCCAUGAGUCUCGAGCAUACUAGGAAUGCAAAUCAAAUUCAGAGCGAUAAUGUGUACAAGGACGAGUAUAACAACUUCUUCAAGGGCAUUGGUUGGAUCCCUAUUGGUUCUCUGGAGGUUGAGAAAGCCAAGAAAGCAGGCGAUGCAUUAAAUGAGAGGAAGUAUCGACAGCACCCAGACACCAUCAAGUUCACAAGUGUGCCUGAUUCCAUGGGCAUGGUUUUAGCUCAGCAGAACACGAAGCAGCUGAGUGAUUUGAACUACAAGGUAGAAGGGGAGAAGCUAAAGCACAAGUACACUAUGGACCCUGAAGUGCCUCAGUUUAUUCAGGCCAAGGUCAACGCCCUCAACAUGAGUGAUGCUCAUUAUAAAGCAGACUGGAAGAAAAUCAUUGCUAAAGGCUACGAUUUGAGACCAGAUGCCAUUCCAAUCGUUGCUGCCAAAAGUUCAAGGAAUAUUGCCAGUGAUUGCAAAUAUAAGGAGGCCUAUGAGAAAGCCAAAGGCAAGCAAAUUGGAUUUCUCAGUCUUCAGGAUGACCCUAAACUGGUUCACUACAUGCAUGUGGCUAAAAUACAGUCCGAUCGUGAGUACAAGAAGGGCUACGAAGCCAGCAAGACCAGGUACCACACACCUUUGGACAUGCUCAGUGUGACAGCUGCAAAGAAAUCUCAGGAGGUUGCUACCAACGCCAAUUACAAACAGCCCUUCCACAACUACACUCUUCUGCCUGAUGCCUUGAACGUGGAGCACUCGAGAAACGCCAUGCAGAUCCAGAGUGAUAAUCUAUAUAAAUCUGACUUCACCAACUGGAUGAAAGGGAUUGGCUGGGUCCCAAUAGAAUCCCUGGAGGUGGAGAAGGCAAAGAAGGCCGGAGAGAUUCUCAGUGAGAAGAAGUAUCGCCAGCACCCUGAGAAGCUGAAGUUCACAUACUCCAUGGACACGAUGGAACAGGCCCUCAACAAAAGUAAUAAAUUAACUAUGGACAAGAGACGCUACACUGAAAAAUGGAACAAAGACAAGACCACCAUUCACGUCAUGCCUGACACUCCCGAUAUUUUACUCUCCAGAGUAAACCAAAUCACCAUGAGUGAUAAAUUGUACAAAGCUGGCUGGGAAGAAGAAAAGAAGAAAGGAUAUGACCUGAGGCCUGAUGCCAUCCCAAUAAAGGCUGCAAGAGCUUCUCGGGACAUUGCCAGUGAUUACAAAUACAAGCAAGCCUAUGAGCAAGCCAAAGGGAAGCACAUCGGCUUCCGGAGCCUGGAGGACGACCCCAAGUUGGUGCACUUCAUGCAAGUGGCCAAGAUGCAGUCAGAUCGGGAGUACAAGAAGGCGUACGAGAAAUCCAAGACAUCCUUCCACACCCCAGUGGACAUGUUCAGUGUGGUGGCAGCCAAGAAAUCUCAGGAAGUGGCCACCAAUGCCAACUACAGGAAUAUAAUCCAUACCUACAACAUGCUUCCUGAUGCCAUGAGCUUUGAACUGGCCAAAAACAUGAUGCAGAUUCAGAGUGAUAAUCAGUACAAAGCUGACUAUGCUGACUUCAUGAAGGGCAUUGGGUGGCUCCCUCUGGGCUCCCUGGAAGCUGAGAAAAACAAGAAAGCCAUGGAGAUUAUUAGUGAAAAGAAGUACCGCCAGCACCCAGACACUUUGAAGUAUUCCACCUUGAUGGACUCGAUGAACAUGGUUUUGGCCCAGAACAAUGCAAAAAUUAUGAAUGAACACCUCUACAAACAAGCAUGGGAGGCUGACAAGACCAAAAUUCACAUCAUGCCUGACAUCCCCCAGAUUAUUUUGGCAAAGGCAAAUGCAAUUAAUAUGAGUGAUAAACUCUACAAACUUUCUUUGGAAGAGUCUAAAAAGAAAGGCUACGAUCUCAGAACGGAUGCAAUUCCUAUCAAAGCUGCCAAGGCUUCAAGAGAUAUUGCAAGUGAUUAUAAGUACAAGUACAAUUAUGAAAAGGAGAAGGGGAAAAUGGUUGGUUUCCGCAGUCUUGAGGAUGAUCCCAAAUUAGUCCACUCCAUGCAAGUGGCUAAAAUGCAAUCUGAUCGGGAGUACAAGAAAAACUAUGAGAAGACAAAGACCAGCUACCACACCCCUAAAGACAUGCUCAGUGUCACGGCUGCCAAGGAUGCUCAAGCCAACAUCACCAACACUAACUACAAGCGCCUGAUUCACAAGUACAUCCUCCUUCCAGAUGCAAUGAAUAUUGAGCUGACCAGGAAUAUGGGGCACAUCCAGAGUAAUAAUGAAUAUAAGCAGGACUACAAUGAAUGGUACAAAGGGCUUGGUUGGAGUCCAGCUGGUUCUCUAGAAGUGGAGAAGGCCAAGAAAGCAACUGAAUAUGCCAGUGAUCAGAAAUAUCGCCAGCACCCUAGUAACUUCCAGUUUAAGAAGCUGACUGAUUCCAUGGACAUGGUGCUUGCUAAGCAGAAUGCACACACCAUGAAUAAGCAUUUAUAUACUGUUGAUUGGAAUAAAGAUAAGACCAAGAUUCAUGUGAUGCCCGACACACCAGAAAUUAUACAAGCCAAGCAGAAUAAAACACUAUAUAGUCAGAAACUCUAUAAACUUGGAUGGGAAGAAGCUUUGAAGAAAGGCUAUGAUCUCCCACUUGAUGCAAUUUCCGUACAGCUGGCCAAAGCUUCCAGAGACAUUGCUAGUGAUUUUAAAUACAAACAAGGCUACCGAAAGCAACUUGGCCACCAUAUUGGAUUCCGGAGUUUGCAAGAUGACCCAAAGCUUGUGUUGUCCAUGAAUGUAGCCAAAAUGCAGAGCGAAAGAGAAUACAAGAAGGACUUUGAGAAGUGGAAAACCAAGUAUACCAGCCCAGUGGACAUGUUGGGAGUGGUGCUGGCCAAGAAAUGUCAGGCCUUGGUUAGUGAUGUGGAUUACAAGAACUACUUACAUCAGUGGACAUGCCUGCCUGAUCAGAAUGAUGUUAUUCAAGCUAAAAAAGUUUAUGAACUACAAAGUGAGAAUAUAUAUAAAUCUGAUCUUGAGUGGCUGAAAGGCAUAGGAUGGAGUCCCCUGGGUUCUUUGGAGGCGGAAAAGAACAAGCGAGCUUCAGAAAUCAUCAGUGAGAAGAAAUACCGUCAGCCUCCAGAUAGAAACAAGUUCACUAGCAUUCCUGAUGCCAUGGAUAUAGUUCUGGCAAAGACAAAUGCCAAGAAUAGGAGUGAUAGACUUUAUAGAGAAGCUUGGGACAAGGACAAGACUCAAAUCCACAUCAUGCCUGAUACACCUGACAUUAUUCUGGCUAAAGCAAACUUAAUCAACACAAGUGAUAAACUCUACCGAAUGGGUUACGAAGAGCUGAAGAAAAAAGGUUACGACCUUCCUGUUGAUGCCAUACCAAUCAAAGCAGCCAAAGCAUCCCGGGAAAUUGCCAGUGAAUACAAGUAUAAAGAUGGUUACCGCAAGCAGCUGGGCCACCACAUCGGGGCCCGGAACAUUAAGGACGACCCCAAGAUGAUGUGGUCCAUGCACGUGGCCAAGAUCCAGAGUGACAGGGAGUACAAGAAGGACUUUGAGAAGUGGAAGACCAAGUUCAGCAGCCCGGUGGACAUGCUGGGGGUGGUGCUGGCCAAGAAGUGCCAGACCUUAGUGAGUGAUGUGGACUACAAGAACUACCUGCACCAGUGGACCUGCCUGCCCGACCAGAACGACGUGAUCCAUGCCCGCCAGGCCUACGACCUCCAGAGUGAUAAUUUGUACAAGGCUGAUCUUCAGUGGCUGAAAGGCAUCGGCUGGAUAACUAGUGGUUCUCUCGAGGAUGAGAAGAACAAAAGAGCUACCCAGAUUUUGAGUGACCAUGUUUACCGUCAGCACCCCGAUAAAUUAAAGUUUUCCCUCCUUAUGGACUCUAUGCCAAUGGUUUUGGCAAAAAACAAUGCUAUUACCAUGAACCAUCGCCUCUAUACAGAAGCUUGGGAUAAAGAUAAAACUACUGUCCAUAUUAUGCCAGACACCCCUGAAGUUCUACUAGCUAAACAAAACAAAAUAAACUACAGUGAGAAAUUAUAUAAACUUGGCUUAGAAGAAGCCAGGAAGAAAGGCUAUGAUAUGCGACUGGAUGCCAUUCCCAUCAAGGCGGCCAAGGCCUCCAGAGAUAUCGCCAGUGAAUUCAAGUACAAAGAAGGCUAUCGUAAGCAGCUGGGCCACCACAUUGGGGCCCGGGACAUUAAAGAUGACCCCAAGAUGAUGUGGUCCAUGCACGUGGCCAAGAUCCAGAGUGACAGGGAGUACAAGAAGGACUUUGAGAAGUGGAAGACCAAGUUCAGCAGCCCGGUGGACAUGCUGGGGGUGGUGCUGGCCAAGAAGUGUCAGGCCUUAGUGAGUGACGUGGACUACAAGAACUACCUGCACCAGUGGACCUGCCUGCCCGACCAGAACGACGUGAUCCACGCCCGCCAGGCCUACGACCUCCAGAGUGACAAUAUGUACAAGUCAGACCUCCAGUGGAUGAGAGGUAUCGGCUGGGUGCCCAUUGGCUCUUUGGAUGUGGAAAAAUGUAAAAGGGCAACUGAAAUUUUGAGUGAUAAAGUCUAUCGGCAGCCUCCAGACAAAUUCAAAUUUACCAGUGUGACUGAUUCCCUGGAGCAAGUGUUGGCCAAGAAUAAUGCCAUCACUAUGAACAAGCGAUUAUACACAGAAGCCUGGGACAAAGACAAGACCCAGAUCCACAUAAUGCCGGACACACCAGAAAUUAUGUUGGCAAGAAUGAACAAGAUCAACUACAGUGAGAGCCUGUAUAAACUUGCCAACGAAGAAGCCAAGAAGAAAGGCUACGACUUGAGAAGCGACGCCAUCCCCAUCGUGGCAGCCAAGGCCUCCAGGGACAUCAUCAGUGAUUACAAAUACAAAGAUGGUUAUCGCAAGCAGCUGGGUCACCACAUCGGGGCCCGGGACAUUAAAGACGACCCCAAGAUGAUGUGGUCCAUGCACGUGGCCAAGAUCCAGAGUGACAGGGAGUAUAAGAAGGACUUUGAGAAGUGGAAGACCAAGUUCAGCAGCCCAGUGGACAUGCUGGGGGUGGUGCUGGCCAAGAAGUGUCAGGCCUUAGUGAGUGACGUGGACUACAAGAACUACCUGCACCAGUGGACCUGCCUGCCCGACCAGAACGACGUGAUCCAUGCCCGCCAGGCCUACGACCUCCAGAGUGAUAAUGUGUACAAGUCAGAUCUCCAGUGGCUGAAAGGCAUUGGCUGGGUCCCCAUUGGGUCUCUGGAUGUGGUCAAGUGCAAGAGGGCUGCAGAGAUUCUGAGCGACAACAUCUACCGCCAGCCUCCGGACAAGCUGAAGUUCACCAGUGUGACUGAUUCUCUGGAACAGGUGCUGGCCAAGAACAACGCCAUCACCAUGAACAAGCGCUUAUACACGGAGGCCUGGGACAAAGACAAGACGCAAAUUCACAUCAUGCCUGAUACACCAGAGAUCAUGCUGGCAAGGCAGAACAAAAUCAACUACAGUGAGAGUCUGUAUAAACUGGCCAACGAGGAAGCCAAGAAGAAAGGCUAUGACCUGCGAAGUGACGCCAUCCCGAUUGUGGCAGCCAAGGCCUCCAGGGACAUCGCCAGUGACUACAAAUACAAAGAUGGUUAUCGCAAGCAGCUGGGUCACCACAUCGGGGCCCGAGACAUUAAAGAUGACCCCAAGAUGAUGUGGUCCAUGCACGUGGCCAAGAUCCAGAGUGACAGGGAGUACAAGAAGGACUUUGAGAAGUGGAAGACCAAGUUCAGCAGCCCAGUGGACAUGCUGGGGGUGGUGCUGGCCAAGAAGUGUCAGGCCUUAGUGAGUGACGUGGACUACAAGAACUACCUGCACCAGUGGACCUGCCUGCCCGACCAGAAUGACGUGAUCCACGCCCGCCAGGCCUACGACCUCCAGAGUGAUAACAUUUAUAAAUCAGAUCUCCAGUGGCUGAAAGGCAUUGGCUGGGUCCCCAUUGGGUCUCUGGAUGUCGUCAAGUGCAAGAGGGCUGCAGAGAUUCUGAGCGACAACAUCUACCGCCAGCCUCCGGACAAGCUGAAGUUCACCAGUGUGACUGAUUCUCUGGAACAGGUGCUGGCCAAGAACAACGCCAUCACCAUGAACAAGCGCUUAUACACAGAAGCCUGGGACAAAGAUAAGACCCAAGUCCACAUUAUGCCUGAUACGCCUGAAAUUAUGUUGGCAAGACAAAAUAAAAUAAAUUACAGCGAGAGCCUCUAUCGCCAAGCCAUGGAGGAAGCCAAGAAAGAAGGCUAUGACCUGAGAAGCGAUGCCAUCCCCAUUGUGGCUGCCAAGGCCUCCCGAGAUAUUGCCAGUGAUUACAAAUACAAAGAAGCUUAUCGCAAGCAGUUGGGCCACCACAUUGGCGCCCGAGCAAUCCAUGAUGACCCCAAGAUGAUGUGGUCCCUCCACAUCGCCAAGGUGCAGAGUGACCGCGAAUACAAGAAAGAAUUUGAGAAAUAUAAGACAAGGUACAGCAGCCCGGUGGACAUGCUUGGUAUUGUUUUGGCCAAGAAAUGUCAGACCUUGGUGAGCGAUGUGGACUAUAAACAUCUUCUGCACGAAUGGACCUGCCUGCCCGACCAGAAUGAUGUCAUUCAGGCACGGAAAGCUUACGACCUCCAGAGCGAUAAUUUGUAUAAGGCAGACCUUGAAUGGAUGAGAGGCAUUGGUUGGGUUCCGAUCGGUUCCUUGGAAGUUGUUAAAGCCAAAAGGGCCACAGAGAUACUGAGUGAUAACAUUUACCGUCAGCGUCCAGACACACUGAAAUUUACCAGUAUAACUGACUCGCUGGAGCAGGUGCUGGCAAAGAACAACGCUAUCAACAUGAAUAAGCGCUUAUAUACUGAAGCCUGGGAAAAUGACAAGAAAACAAUCCAUGUCAUGCCUGAUACACCAGAAAUCAUGCUAGCCAAACUCAACCGAAUCAACUAUAGUGAUAAACUUUAUAAACUUGCUUUGGAAGAGUCUAAGAAGGAAGGUUAUGACCUGCGUCUGGAUGCCAUUCCAAUCCAAGCAGCCAAGGCUUCAAGAGAUAUUGCUAGUGAUUACAAGUACAAGGAAGGCUACCGCAAGCAGCUGGGCCACCACAUCGGGGCCCGGAACAUUAAGGACGACCCCAAGAUGAUGUGGUCCAUCCACGUGGCCAAGAUCCAGAGUGACAGGGAGUACAAGAAGGACUUUGAGAAGUGGAAGACCAAGUUCAGCAGCCCGGUGGACAUGCUGGGGGUGGUGCUGGCCAAGAAGUGCCAGAUCCUCGUAAGCGACAUAGACUACAAGCAUCCCCUUCAUGAAUGGACCUGCCUGCCCGAUCAGAAUGAUGUCAUUCAGGCUCGGAAGGCCUAUGACCUGCAGAGUGAUGCUAUUUACAAAGCUGAUCUUGAGUGGCUGAGGGGCAUUGGAUGGGUCCCCAUUGGCUCUGUAGAGGUGGAGAAGGUGAAGAGAGCAGGAGAAAUCCUGAGUGACAGGAAGUACCGCCAGCCUGCAGACCAGCUCAAAUUCACAUGCAUUACAGAUACUCCAGAAAUAGUCCUGGCAAAGAAUAAUGCCCUGACAAUGAGCAAGCAUUUAUACACAGAAGCCUGGGAUGCUGACAAAACCUCCAUCCAUGUGAUGCCAGAUACCCCAGAAAUUCUGCUAGCCAAGAGCAAUUCUGCCAAUAUCAGCCAAAAACUUUACACCAAGGGAUGGGAUGAAUCAAAGAUGAAGGACUAUGACCUGAGGGAAGACGCUAUUCCCAUCAAAAGUGCCAAGGCCUCUAGGGACAUCGCCAGCGAUUACAAAUACAAGGAAGCCUAUGAGAAACAGAAAGGCCACCACAUUGGAGCCCAGAGCGUUGAGGAUGACCCCAGGAUCAUGUGUGCCAUCCAUGCAGGGAAGAUCCAGAGCGAGCGGGAGUACAAGAAGGACUUCCAGAAGUGGAAGACCAAGUUCAGCAGCCCAGUGGACAUGCUGGGGUUGGUGCUGGCCAAGAAGUGCCAGACUCUCGUCAGUGAUGUUGAUUAUCGCAAUUACUUGCAUCAUUGGACGUGCUUACCUGAUCAGAACGAUGUCAUUCAAGCACGGAAGGCCUAUGACCUGCAGAGUGAUAAUGUGUAUAAAGCAGACUUGGAGUGGCUGCGUGGCAUUGGCUGGAUGCCAGAAGGCUCCGUAGAAAUGACCAGGGUGAAGGGUGCUCAAGAUCUCCUUAACGAAAGGCUCUAUAGAACCCGACCGGAAGCUUUGAAGUUCACUUGCAUUGUUGACACUCCAGAAGUUGUCCUGGCCAAGGCCAAUUCUCUGCAAAUGAGUGAUAAACUGUAUCAAGAGGCCUGGAACAAGGAUAAAACCAACAUCAGCAUUCCUUCAGAUACUCCAGUCAUGCUUCAGGCCCAAAUCAACGCCUUGCAAGUCAGCAAUAAACUCUACCAAAAAGACUGGGAUGAGGCCAAGCAAAAAGGCUAUGACAUAAGAGCAGAUGCCAUUGAAAUCAAGCAUGCCAAAGCCUCCAGAGAAAUUGCCAGUGAGUACAAAUACAAAGAAGGUUACCGUAAGCAACUGGGCCACCAUGUGGGUUUCCGCACCCUACAAGAUGACCCCAAGCUGGUAUGGUCUAUACAUGCUGCCAAGAUCCAGAGUGACAGAGAAUACAAGAAAGCUUAUGAGAAGUCUAAGGGAAUUCACAAUACACCGUUGGACAUGAUGUCAAUUGUCCAGGCCAAGAAAUGCCAGGUCUUGGUUAGCGACGUUGACUAUCGCAAUUACCUGCACCAGUGGACGUGUCUGCCAGAUCAGAACGACGUGAUCCAGGCUAAGAAAGCCUAUGAACUGCAGAGCGAUGCCAUCUAUAAGGCUGACUUGGAGUGGUUGCGUGGCAUUGGCUGGAUGCCUGAAGGGUCUCCUGAAGUACUGAGAGUCAAAAAUGCGCAAGAGAUCCUCUGUGACAGCGUCUAUCGGACACCUGUGGUCAAUCUCAAGUAUACAAGCAUUGUUGACACACCUGAAGUUGUCCUUGCCAAGUCAAAUGCUGAAAAUAUUAGCAUUCCAAAGUACAGAGAAGUUUGGGACAAGGAUAAAACUUCAAUCCACAUAAUGCCAGACACUCCAGAAAUUAAUCUUGCUAGAGCAAAUGCUCUUAAUGUGAGCAAUAAAAUUUACCGUGAAGGCUGGGAUGAGGUGAAGAUGAGCUGUGAUGUGCGGCUGGACGCCAUCCCCAUCCAGGCUGCCAAGGCCUCCAGGGAGAUUGCCAGUGACUAUAAGUACAAGCUUGACCAUGAGAAGCAGAAGGGACACUACGUGGGCACUCUCACAGCCAGGGAUGACAACAAGAUCCGGUGGGCCCUCAUAGCUGGCAAGAUUCAGAAUGAAAGAGAGUACCGGCUGCAGUGGGCCAAAUGGAAGACCAAGUUCCAGAGCCCUGCAGACAUGCUUUCCAUCUUACAUUCUAAGAAAUGCCAGACUCUGGUCAGCGACAUCGAUUACCGCAAUUACCUACACCAGUGGACUUGCAUGCCUGACCAGAACGAUGUUAUUCAGGCCAAGAAAGCCUACGAACUGCAGAGCGACGCUGUGUACAAGGCCGACCUGGAGUGGUUACGUGGAAUUGGGUGGAUGCCAAAUGAUUCUGUUUCCGUCAAUCAUGCCAAACAUGCUGCAGAUAUCUUCAGUGAGAAAAAAUAUCGCACAAAAAUAGAAACUCUCAACUUUACUCCUGUGGAUGACAGAGUUGAUUACGUGACAGCGAAACAAAGCGGUGAAAUCCUUGAUGAUAUUAAAUACCGGAAAGACUGGAAUGCCAUCAAAUCACAGUAUACCCUCACCGAAACCCCCUUGCUGCACACUGCCCAGGAGGCUGCCCGGAUCCUGGACCAGUAUCUCUACAAGGAAGGCUGGGAGAAACAAAAAGCCACAGGCUACAUUUUGCCUCCGGACGCGGUGCCGUUUGUCCAUGCUCAUCACUCCAGCGAUGUUCAGAGUGAGCUGAAAUACAAAGCUGAACACGUAAAGCAGAAAGGCCACUACGUUGGUGUUCCGACGAUGAGAGAUGACCCUAAACUGGUUUGGUUUGAGCAUGCAGGCCAGAUUCAGAAUGACAGGCUCUACAAAGAGGACUACCACAAAACAAAGGCCAAAAUCAACAUACCUGCUGAUAUGGUGUCCGUCGUGGCUGCCAAGGAGGGCCAGAACCUCGUCAGUGAUAUCGACUACCGUAAUUACCUGCGCCAAUGGACGUGUCAUCCCGACCAAAAUGAUGUUAUCCAGGCAAGGAAAGCCUAUGACCUACAGAGUGAUAAUGUCUACAAAGCUGACCUGGAGUGGCUCCGAGGCAUUGGCUGGAUCCCCCUAGAUUCUGUGGACCACGUGAGGGUUACCAAGAACCAGGAAAUGGUGAAUCAGAUAAAAUAUAAGAAAGAUGCUCUUGACAACUAUCCUAACUUUACAAGUGUGGUGGAUCCUCCAGAGAUUGUUUUGGCCAAAAUUAACUCAGUCAACCAAAGUGAUGUGAAAUAUAAAGAGACAUUUAAUAAAGCCAAGGGCAAGUAUACAUUUUCUCCAGAUACACCACAUAUCUCCCACUCGAAAGACAUGGGGAAACUCUACAGUACUAUCCUGUACAAGGGGGCGUGGGAGGGAACCAAGGCCUAUGGCUAUACCUUGGAUGAGCGCUAUAUUCCCAUCGUGGGAGCCAAGCAUGCCGACCUGGUGAACAGUGAGCUCAAAUACAAAGAGACAUAUGAGAAGCAGAAAGGUCACUACCUGGCUGGAAAGGUGAUCGGCGAGUUCCCUGGUGUGGUUCACUGUCUGGAUUUCCAAAAGAUGAGGAGUGUGCUGAACUACAGAAAAAAUUAUGAGGACACCAAAGCAAAUGUUCAUAUCCCCAAUGACAUGAUGAAUCAUGUGCUAGCGAAAAGGUGCCAGUACAUUCUCAGUGACCUGGAGUACCGACACUACUUUCACCAGUGGACAUCUCUUCCGGAAGAACCCAAAGUUAUUCAUGCACGAAACGCCCAGGAGAUCUUAAGUGAUAAUGUGUAUAAAGAUGACUUGAAUUGGUUGAAAGGCAUUGGUUGCUAUGUUUGGGAUACACCCCAGAUCCUCCAUGCCAAGAAAUCAUAUGACCUCCAGAGUCAGCUACAAUACACGGCAGCAGGUAAAGAAAAUCUACAAAACUAUAACCUGGUCACUGACACGCCAGUUUACGUGACUGCUCUUCAAAGUGGCAUCAAUGCCAGCGAGGUGAAAUAUAAAGAAAAUUAUCAUCAGAUCAAGGACAAAUACACCACAGUUCUAGAAACGGUGGAUUAUGACAGAACCAAGAAUCUGAAGAGUCUUUACAGCAGUAACCUGUACAAGGAGGCGUGGGACAGAGUAAAAGCCACCAGCUACAUCCUGCCUUCCAGCACCUUGUCCCUGACACAUGCCAAGAACCAGAAGCACCUGGCCAGCCACAUCAAAUAUCGGGAAGAAUAUGAAAAAUUCAAAGCUCUUUACACCUUACCAAGAAGUGUCGACGAUGAUCCGAACACGGCACGGUGCCUCCGAGUUGGCAAACUCAACAUUGACCGCCUGUACAGAUCAGUGUAUGAGAAAAACAAGAUGAAGAUCCACACUGUGCCUGACAUGGUAGAGAUGGUUACUGCCAAGGAUUCUCAGAAGAAAGUCAGUGAGAUCGAUUACCGCCUGCACCUCCACGAAUGGAUUUGCCACCCCGACUUGCAAGUGAACAGUCACGUCAGGAAAGUCACGGAUCAGAUCAGCGACAUCGUGUACAAGGAUGACCUCAACUGGCUGAAAGGCAUUGGUUGCUACGUCUGGGACACUCCUGAAAUUCUCCAUGCCAAACAUGCCUAUGAUCUACGCAAUGAUAUCAAGUACAAAGCUCACGUGCAGAAAACAAGAAAUGACUACAAGUUGGUCAUGGACACUCCUGUCUAUGUUCAGGCUGUCAAGAGUGGGAAACAGCUAAGUGAUGCUGUCUACCAUCAUGACUACGUGCACAGUGUCAGAGGCAAAGUGGCUCCGACUACAAAAACUGUGGACUUGGACCGGGCCCUUCAUGCAUACAAGCUCCAGAGUGAGAAUCUAUACAAAACUAGCCUGCGCACUCUGCCCACCGGGUACAGGCUCCCGGUGGACACCCCGCACUUCAAGCACAGCAAGGACACCCGGUACAUGAGCAGCUAUUUCAAAUACAAAGAAGCCUAUGAACACAUCAAGGCAAAUGGGUACACGCUAGGCCCCAAAGACGUUCCAUUUGUCCACGUCCGGAGAGUCAACAACGUGACCAGCGAGAGACUGUAUCGAGAAUUAUACCACAAGCUGAAAGACAAGAUUCACACAACUCCUGACACACCUGAAAUCCGCCAAGUCAAGAAGACACAAGAAGCUGUCAGUGAGCUGAUCUACAAAUCAGACUUCUUCAAGAUGCAGGGUCACAUGAUCUCCCUGCCAUACACGCCCCAAGUGGUCCAUUGUCGCUACGUGGGAGACAUCACCAGCGAUAUUAAAUACAAAGAGGAUUUGCAGAUCCUGAGGGGACUCGGCUGCUUCUUGUAUGACACUCCUGACAUGGUCCGCUCCCGGCACCUGCGGAAGCUCUGGUCUAAUUACCUGUACACUGAUAAUGCAAGGAAGAUGCGUGACAAAUACAAAGUGGUGCUUGACACUCCGGAGUAUAGAAAAGUGCAGGAGCUGAAGACGCAUCUGAGCGAGCUGGUGUACAGAGCUGCCGGCAAGAAGCAGAAGUCCAUCUUCACUUCAGUCCCUGAUACGCCUGAUCUUUUAAGAGCCAAGCGAGGGCAGAAGCUUCAGAGUCAGUAUCUGUACGUUGAACUUGCCACCAAAGAGAGACCCCACCAUCAUGCUGGAAACCAGACCACAGCCUUGAAGCAUGCUAAGGACGUGAAGGACAUGGUCAGCGAGAAAAAGUACAAGAUUCAAUAUGAAAAGAUGAAGGACAAGUACACCCCAGUUCCGGAUACGCCGAUCCUCAUCAGAGCCAAGAAGGCUUACUGGAAUGCCAGUGAUCUACGCUACAAAGAAACAUUUGAAAAGACCAAGGGGAAAUACCAUACUGUAAAGGAUGCUCUGGACAUUGUUUAUCACCGCAAAGUCACAGAUGACAUCAGUAAAGUGAAAUACAAGGAGAACUACAUGAGCCAGUUGGGAAUCUGGAGGUCCAUUCCUGAUCGCCCCGAGCAUUUCCACCACCGGGCAGUCACUGACGCAGUCAGCGAUGUAAAAUACAAAGAGGACUUGACCUGGCUUAAAGGCAUUGGUUGCUAUGCCUAUGAUACCCCUGACUUCACUCUGGCAGAACAGAACAAGACUCUGUACAGCAAGUACAAAUAUAAAGAGGUAUUUGAAAGAACAAAGUCAAAUUUCAAGUAUGUCGCUGACUCACCAAUCAAUAAGCAUUUCAAGUAUGCAACACAGCUGAUGAAUGAGAAAAAAUACAGAGCUGAUUAUGAGCAGCGGAAAGAUAAAUACCACCUGGUGGUUGAUGAGCCUAGACAUCUGCUGGCUAAGACCGCAGGCGACCAGAUCAGCCAGAUCAAGUACAGGAAAAAAUAUGAAAAAUCAAAGGACAAAUUUACCUCAGUUGUGGACACUCCGGAACACCUACGUACUACAAAAGUCAACAAGCAAAUCAGCGAUAUACUCUAUAAACUGGAAUACAACAAGGCCAAACCCAGAGGCUACACCACAAUCCAUGACACGCCUAUGCUGCUGCACGUCCGCAAGGUUAAAGAUGAAGUCAGCGACCUGAAAUACAAAGAAGUUUACGAAAGAACUAAAUCAAACUGCACCAUCGAGCCAGAUGCUGUUCACAUCAAAGCAGCCAAAGACGCCUACAAAGUUAACACCAACCUAGACUACAAGAAGCAGUAUGAAGCCAACAAGGCCCACUGGAAGUGGACCCCUGACCGACCAGAUUUCAUCCAGGCCGCCAAGUCAUCCCUGCAGCAAAGCGAUUUUGAAUAUAAGCUGGACCGAGAGUUCCUCAAGGGAUGCAAGCUUUCUGUCACAGAUGAUAAAAACACAGUGCUGGCCCUCAAGAACACCAUAAUAGAAAGUGAUCUGAAGUACAAAGAGAAGCAUGUCAAAGAGAGAGGCACCUGCCACGCUGUGCCUGACACGCCUCAGAUCCUCCUGGCAAAGACUGUCAGCAAUCUGGUGUCUGAGAACAAGUACAAGGACCAUGUCAAGAAGCACUUGGCCCAGGGAUCAUACACAACACUGCCGGAGACCCGGGACACCGUUCACGUCAAGGAAGUGACCAAGCAUGUCAGUGAUACAAACUACAAAAAGAAGUUUGUGAAGGAGAAGGGAAAAUCCAACUACUCCAUCAUGCUGGAGCCACCAGACGUGAAACACGCUAUGGAUGUGGCCAAGAAGCAGAGCGAUGUUGCUUACAGAAAAGAUGCCAAGGAGAACCUGCAUUAUACCACAGUGGCAGAUCGGCCAGACAUCAAGAAAGCCACACAGGCAGCCAAACAGGCCAGCGAGGUGGAGUACAGAGCCAAGCAUCGCAAGGAAGGCAGCCAUGGGUUGAGCAUGCUUGGCCGCCCAGACAUAGAAAUGGCCAAGAAGGCAGCCAGGCUGAGCAGCCAGGUUAAGUACCGAGAAAAUUUCGACAAAGAGAAGGGCAAGGCUCCAAAAUACAAUCCAAAAGACAGCCAACUCUACAAAGUCAUGAAGGAUGCUAAUAAUCUCGCAAGCGAGGUUAAAUAUAAGGCUGAUCUGAAGAAACUUCACAAGCCUGUGACUGACAUGAAGGAAUCUCUGAUAAUGAAUCACGUCCUGAAUACGAGCCAGCUCGCUAGUUCUUACCAGUACAAGAAGAACUAUGAGAAGAGCAAAGGCCACUACCACACGAUACCCGACAACCUGGAGCAGCUUCACCUGAAAGAGGCCACAGAAUUACAGAGUAUAGUGAAAUACAAAGAGAAGUAUGAAAAGGAACGAGGAAAGCCUAUGUUGGACUUUGAGACACCAACAUACAUCACUGCCAAAGAGUCUCAGCAGAUGCAGAGUGGGAAAGAAUAUAGGAAAGAUUAUGAAGAGUCAAUUAAAGGCAGAAACCUGACUGGCCUGGAGGUCACGCCAGCUUUAUUACAUGUCAAAUACGCAACCAAAAUAGCAAGCGAGAAAGAAUACCGAAAAGAUCUAGAGGAAAGCAUCCGUGGAAGGGGUCUCACUGAAAUGGAAGACACACCUGACAUGCUGAGAGCGAAGAAUGCCACUCAAAUUCUCAAUGAGAAAGAAUAUAAGCGAGACCUCGAACUGGAAGUCAAAGGAAGAGGUCUGAAUGCCAUGGCCAAUGAAACUCCAGAUUUUAUGAGAGCCCGGAAUGCUACUGAUAUUGCCAGUCAGAUCAAGUAUAAGCAAUCAGCAGAAAUGGAAAAAGCCAAUUUCACUUCUGUAGUUGACACUCCGGAGAUCAUUCAUGCUCAACAAGUCAAGAACCUUUCAAGCCAGAAAAAGUACAAAGAAGAUGCAGAGAAGUCCAUGUCAUAUUACGAGACGGUGUUGGAUACCCCAGAGAUGCAGAGAGUCCGGGAGAACCAAAAGAAUUUCAGUCUUCUCCAAUACCAGUGUGACCUUAAAAACAGUAAAGGAAAAAUUACAGUUGUUCAAGACACGCCAGAAAUACUGCGUGUUAAAGAAAAUCAAAAGAAUUUCAGCUCGGUUUUAUAUAAAGAGGAUGUCUCACCAGGAACAGCAAUCGGAAAGACACCUGAGAUGAUGAGAGUGAAGCAAACACAGGACCACAUUAGUUCGGUGAAGUAUAAGGAAGCCAUUGGACAAGGAACUCCAAUCCCUGACUUGCCUGAAGUGAAGCGCGUCAAGGAGACCCAGAAGCACAUUAGCUCGGUUAUGUACAAAGAGAACUUGGGAACAGGCAUUCCAACCACUGUCACUCCAGAGAUUGAGAGAGUCAAACGCAAUCAAGAGAACUUUAGCUCGGUUUUAUACAAAGAAAAUGUGGGGAAAGGAACCCCAACACCUAUCACUCCAGAGAUGGAGAGAGUCAAACGCAAUCAAGAAAACUUUAGCUCGGUGUUAUACAAAGAAAACAUGGGCAAGGGGACCCCUUUACCCAUCACUCCAGAGAUGGAGCGUGUCAAACACAAUCAAGAGAAUAUCAGCUCGGUUUUGUACAAAGAAAAUGUGGGGAAAGCCACCCCAACCCCUGUCACUCCAGAGAUGCAGAGAGUCAAACGCAAUCAAGAAAACAUUAGCUCGGUGUUAUACAAAGAGAGCCUGGGGAAAGCAACCCCCACACCCUUUACUCCAGAGAUGGAAAGAGUCAGACGCAAUCAAGAAAACUUUAGCUCGGUAUUAUACAAAGAAAAUAUGAGAAAAGCAACUCCGACACCUGUCACUCCAGAGAUGGAAAGGGCUAAGCGCAACCAAGAAAACAUUAGCUCGGUUCUUUAUUCUGACAGCUUCCGGAAACAGAUACAAGGCAAGGCUGCCUAUGUGCUGGAUACCCCAGAAAUGAGACGGGUGAGGGAGACACAACGGCACAUCUCAACGGUGAAGUAUCAUGAGGACUUUGAGAAACACAAGGGUUGCUUCACACCAGUGGUGACAGACCCUAUCACUGAGCGAGUGAAGAAGAACACACAGGACUUCAGUGACAUCAACUACCGAGGUAUUCAAAGGAAAGUGGUAGAAAUGGAGCAAAAACGGAAUGACCAGGACCAGGAGACUGUUACAGGUCUACGUGUCUGGCGUACUAAUCCAGGCUCAGUUUUUGACUAUGACCCAGCAGAAGACAACAUUCAAUCCCGAAGCUUACACUUGAUUAAUGUCCAAGCCCAGCGCAGGAGCCGGGAGCAGUCUCGAUCUGCCAGUGCACUGAGCAUCAGUGGGGGUGAAGAGAAGUCUGAGCAUUCAGAAGCUGCCGACCACCACCUCUCCACCUACAGUGAUGGGGGCAUCAUUUUCUCGACAACCUCAACAGCUUACAAACAUGCAAAAGCCACAGAGCUCCCACAACAACGAUCAUCUUCAGUCGCUACCCAACAGACAACAGUAUCUUCUAUUCCAUCUCAUCCCUCUACUGCUGGAAAAAUCUUCCGGGCCAUGUAUGACUAUAUGGCUGCUGAUGCAGAUGAGGUGUCCUUCAAAGAUGGAGAUGCUAUCGUAAAUGUUCAAGCUAUUGAUGAAGGUUGGAUGUAUGGCACUGUGCAGAGGACUGGCAGGACCGGCAUGCUCCCCGCCAACUACGUUGAAGCUAUUUAAGCAUUUCAAAGCAUCACACCUGUCUGCAGGACCUGCAAACCCUGCAGUUAAUAUUUCAAUGUAGAUUCUAUUACUCAAGUUCUUAAGCUGCCUAAAGGUUUUUUUGCAUCUCUUAAUCUGCUUCUAUAGGAA
Messenger RNA from Tupaia belangeri chinensis (Chinese tree shrew), 21594 nucleotides. It is a transcript of the gene NEB, whose product is annotated as nebulin. The transcript has 155 exons. Gene Ontology annotation, cellular component: Z disc. Gene Ontology annotation, molecular function: actin filament binding. Bases 1 to 21462 code for a protein of 7153 amino acids. Gene Ontology annotation, biological process: cardiac muscle thin filament assembly. Lineage: Eukaryota; Metazoa; Chordata; Mammalia; Scandentia; Tupaiidae. The record is from RefSeq and is a predicted model, not a curated record.